AUGCAUAUCUCCAUUCUGCCAGUGGAGAUCCUCCAGUCCAUCUUUUUGUAUGUACACAACAAUCAGUCAGACUCGUGUGUGUUUUCUAUUGUUCAUGAACAAGAUCGAGGUAAAGGCCAGGGAUCUGAGCAUCAUCCUGUUCAGCAGUACAUAAAUAAGCACCAGCAAUCUUUCCUUGGCCAGUCAGGAGAGAACAUUAAAGCAUGUGCAAGAGUAUGUCGCUCAUGGCAUGCAAGUGUACUCAGACUUUUAUUUCAAGCUCCUAGGCUUUCUCAAAAGAAUCUUUUGUAUAGAUUCAUUGAUACUCUUGCAAGUGCCCAAUCAGCACGCAUAAGAUGGAUUGAAAAUGCAUCCAAGCCUAUGACAUCCAUUUCGACUUUAUCUCAAAGUACUAUCGAGUAUCCUGGAAAUGCUGUUCAGGAGCUGGAUUUGUCGUUGCUUACAGGAAGCCAAUCUGUGAUUACGGAUUUGCUGCUUGUUCGCUUGAUAUCAUUGCUUCUGUGGAAUCCCGGUACUCCUAAACUGCUACAGUCUACUUUAACUCCAACGCCGUCUACAUCUACUAGUCGUUUGAAAUCGCUUAAAAUGAUGGACUGCUUUAUGGUUACUGCAUCUGGUUUAAAAUCUAUAUUUAAAAUACUACCACCACUUUCUACAUUUGAGCUUAUUGGAGCCAGCCUGGAUUCCCAAAUUGCAGUUGCAUCCCUUUUAAAACAAAAUGCAGCCCAACUUGAGCGUAUUGCUCUCCAAUUUUUAUUCCCCCAUACAGUGGAUCUUCAUUUGGAUGGUCUAGCCAUCCGUUUAUGCGAAUUUGAGCUAUGCAAGCCUCGAAUCCGUAUGCGACACGAACAUAUAGAAAAUCCCGAUUUAAGCGAGUUUAUUGAAACCGAUGAUUCGGAUACAUAUACUGGUUCAACAUCACUCAAUUCCUUCCAUUCAGCUAUUCCCAUAAAAAAUCAUGAUACCAUUUCUAUACCUCUGAGCUAUCUUCAAAAACUUGUGUUAAGAAGCUGCAGCAUAUCCGACUCUUGCAUCCAAUCUAUUUUCAAACAAAAUGUACACACAUUCAUAUUGCGUCAAAUCGACCUCACAGGAUGUAUAUAUCUAACAGACACGGCCAUAAAGUCGAUUGCUUUAGCAUGUCCAAUUUUAUCACGACUUUCACUCGAGCGAUGUCUCAACAUCACCAAUGAAUCGAUUUUAACGAUAUCAAAAGCACCCAUGACACAAACUUUGUCAUUUCUGACUUUGGCUGCAUGCAGAUUCAUCACGGUGGAGGGACUGAAGUUGCUUACUCAUUGCUCUGCGUUGAGGUUUUUAGAUUUAUCAAAAAUCAUGACACCUUCAUCCAAACAAUUGCUGAUGUUGUUGGUAACUGAAAUGGCAGAUAGAGAAACGGAGCUGCUUGAAAAUGUCGAACUGAGAAUGGCUUUGGCUGACACUGACGCUAAAUUUGAAAGAGUCAUUCACAACUUUCUUGCCCCCGUGCUACUUAAACUAGAUAGUCCUCAUGAUGUCGUCCGCCAAAAGGUCAUUUCCAUGUGCAAUCACGCCCAUAAACGCUUAAAGUCGUCUAUUUCUAUUCAAGUUCCUGUAGAAACUCUACUCCAGUCAUUUACCAAGCCGAGUGCAAGUGUGCUACAACGCAAUCUUAUCCUCAGUUUUAUCGAAGCUGGCUAUUCUCGACUGGAUACUACUGAAUCUGUUCGGCUUUUGCCAUUGGUUCUGUCUGGCAUCUCGACUAGAUCUUAUGCUCAGCGUACGACUCUGCUUUCUAUUGCUUUACCAAUUAUUUCCAAUUACAAAGAAAAAACUGGUCCUGGUGCUGCUCCCCAGAUCAAAGAUCCGUUUGACUUUAAAAGUAACCCAGAAGAUCUCAAGUUUCUGUUAAACUGUUUUAUGGAUGUUAUGCUGUAUACUGUUCCGUCCUCUGGUCGCACCAUGACAGCUAGAAAUGCGGCUGAAUAUGCCAACACUCCUGUCUUGACUGCAUUGGAUGUUAUUCCACCUGGAUCUAGUAAAGACGCCGUUUUAUUAAUUACUAACAACCUUCAGGCUGCAUGGAGCAAAUCUAACUUGAAUAUCAGUCUGGCUCGAUUUGUCAUGAAUGUCAACUUUGUACCAGAAAAAAUGUUUAUUUUGGAAAAGUUUAUCAUUUAUAUAAUAUGUGCCGGUGAUACCUUUUCCGAGGUUCAAUCAAUUGGCAAUGAUGGUCUUAAAAGAUCUGAAAAACCAAACUUUGAAGAUCCUGUGACUGUGUUUGUACUAUAUUCGCUGUACCUUGGAAGUAAUCUGCCAGACUCCACUACUAAUCGUGAUGGCACCUCUGCCAAGUCUAAAACAGAUUAUAUUCGCGGACCAGUUCCAACCAGCAUCAAGCAGCUUGUAAUUGAAUUUUUACUGCGCUCUGCUCUAGCAACAAACUUUAUUCAACUGGCUAUGCAAGUGGCAUUUGAUGCUCUUUAUGGGCAAAAAACCACUCAUAAGCUGCGCUCUGGAGGAAUGUCGUUUGUACAAUGGAUUGCUCGCAUGUCAGAUACUGCCAAGCUCGAGGUUGUUUCACCUGUUUUGCUCACUGGACUGCUUAAAUUUAUCGACGAUUAUACCGAAGAAAACGGAAAUGACAGUGAGAGUCUUCGUGGUUUUGCCUAUGAGGCUGUUGGACUGUUGUCCAAGCGAGUGCCUGCGCCGUUUCAAAAGGACAUUACCAUUUUGUACAACUUUUUUACUGCAGUGUCAGCGGAACAGCGCAAUGUCAGAGUUUCUGUUCUAGAAGCACUUUUCAAUAUGAUUUCAGCAUACAAAGAGGUUGCUAAUGAUCAGGUUUCUCGUAAUGAGAUUGAGGCUAUUUUGCUUGCUAAUGUUGACAAGGCAGAACACCAGGCUCGAUAUGCGGCAGUAAAGUAUGCCGUAAACUUAUUUCCAUUUUCCUCUCCAGUCGGACGUUAUAUUUGCAUUUUAGCAUCAGCAGAUUCAAAACUAGAAGUGCGUGAAGAAGCCAAAAAAGGUCUUGGGUUUCCUGAAAUUGGCCUUAUUGGUGGAAACGAGGCUGAAGAAAGUACAAUUCUUACAGAAUGGAAAGCCAAGCUACCCAACAUCAAUACUACUGUUGCAUACCUUUACAGCAUGUCUAAACGUUUACGUACAGGUUCCAAAUGGAUUCUCAACAUGCCCGUGGAAACGUAUACCUAUCAGCUGGAAUUCUUGAGACGAUUGAUUGUGCUGACGGCUGAUCCUCGCGCACAGCUAAACAAUUUUAACAAGGUUGAAGAUCCUGUCAGUAUUGUUAGUGCCCAAACCCGCGACAAGCUUACAGUCAUGUUAAAACACAUGUGGGAUUCUGAGCAUGCUGAUGCCAAUACAAUGCAAGUGGAUAAGCCAAAAAAUCAUAUUUCAGGAUUGCUCGGAUAUAUUCAUUUCAUUGAUGAAGCACUUAAAUCUCCUGGUGCCGAUGGAGUACUGCAGCUUGUAGCUUCUACAUAUUUGCUUGAGUUAGUGUCUCUUGGACCACUUCCUUUGUGUAUGUCAUAUAGUAACAAAAUUGACUGGAUCAAGUCUUUUUUGUCAACAAUCAAGUCAGAAACACGAAUGAACAUGGCUCACAUUCUUGGUAUUAUUGCUACGGUGGAGCUUACGGAUUCUGCAAGAUUGCACUCGUUGAAACUAUUGUUGACUGAGCUUUAUGAAACUGCCAAAGAUACAUCUAAACAAAAAUCGGAUAUACGCCAUGGUGCCAUUUUGGGGCUAGGAUUUGUGAUUGGCAGAAUCAUGUAUAGAUAUCCCAAAAGUGACUCGAUACUUUCUCAAUCGCUGAUAUCGAGCUACUUGGACGCAAUUGUGGGAGGCCUUGGCCAUGAUCACUCAUUCAUUGUUAUUGCUAGUUGUCAGGCGCUUGCUGAAGUGGGUCGAUAUGCACCACUUAAAUUUAGCAAAGAAUCCACGUCAAGCAUCAAAUCAGUAUUAACGCAAUUGAUUGAGCUGUCCAAGAAUAUGCGAGAUGCAAAAGUUCAAGAAGCUGCUAUUUUCGCCAUUGGUCAUAUUGGUCUUGGAUCACCCGAGAUUGUCGACGAUGCUAUAGCAUUUGUACUGACUCUUCCGUCAAUUUUUUCAAAGCAUGCUGAAAUGCACUUUAAUAUUGGUGAUACAGUCUGUACCUUACUGUUUGGGUUUCAGGCUACCCAUAUGAUCGAGUUUUUGGAUAUUCCUCAAAUCACGUUUCCACCACUUACUUCAAACACUCGAGACUCGGAGUCGGUUUCGACUCCUGAUCCGACAAAAGCUGUUUCAUUUGUAACAAAGAUGCUAGAGUUGCUCCAGCCUGGUGGUGCUGCAGCUACUAGAAAGGCUGUAUGUAUAUGGCUACUAUGUGUCGUCAAAUACUGUGGACAUACUAGCCAUAUUUCUGAAAAUGCGCUAGCCAUUCACUCUGCAUUUUCAGGUCUUCUCGGCGAUCGCGAUGAAUUCACGCAGGAAGUAGCGUCAAAAGGCAUUGGCAUCAUUUACGAUAUUGGAAACCAAAAGGUCAAGGAUGAGUUGGUUCGCUCUCUUGUUUCUACAUUUACAGAGGGACGUCGUUUGGUUCCGCAGAGUGUUACAGGGGAUACUCAGCUUUUUGACAACCAAACUCUGGGAACCACCCCAGAUGGCAGCAACAUUACGACUUACCAGUCUAUUCUUUCUCUUGCUGCAGAUAUGAAUCAACCCGAUCUUGUGUAUAAAUUUAUGUCGCUUGCAUCGCAUCAUUCAAUCUGGAACUCUCGUCGAGGCGCAAGCAUGGGAUUUGAAUCCAUUGCUGCACAGGCAGAGCGAGAAUUGCAGCAGCAUUUACCCAGUCUUGUUCCUCGGCUUUAUCGCUACCAAUUCGAUCCAAACCAAAAGGUAGCAGAAAGUAUGAAAAAUAUUUGGAGAGCAUUGGUCAAGAAUCCCAAGAAAGCCAUGGAUACAUACAUGGAUCUUAUCCUUGAAGAUAUUUUGAAUAGUCUUGGUGAUCGUAUGUGGCGCACUCGUGAGGCCAGCUGUGCUGCAUUGGCAGAUUUCCUAAGUGGACGCCAAAUGAGCGAGAUGGAGCCUUACUUGCAACGGUUGUGGACUAUGUGCUUUCGCGCUCUGGAUGACAUCAAGGAAACUGUGCGCAAUGCUGCAUUUUUGACUUGCAAAACCCUGACUAAAAUGACGGUCAGAUACUGUGAUCCGUCCAAUGUUGCGGUCGAGCAGGGUCAAAAGAUUAUGGAUAUUAUAGUUCCAUUUUUGCUGACCAAGGGUCUUGGCUCAAUGGCUGAAGAAGUUCGAAAGUUUUCUCUUACUACUGUGCUUCGUCUCUGCAAGAAUGGUGGAGUAUUAUUGAAACCUCACAUCACCGAGCUGGUUGGAACCUUGCUUGAAUCGCUUAGCAGUCUUGAGCCUCAAGUCAUGAACUAUUUAACCUUUCAUGCUGACAAGUACAAUGUCACUCAAGAACAGCUUGACACCUCUCGUCUUAGUGCUGCGCGCAAUUCUCCAAUGAUGGAUGCCAUUGAGCAGUGUAUUGGUCAAGUCGAUGCAAAGGUGGUUGAAAGCUUGAUUCCUCGACUUUGCACUAUUAUACGAAAAGGGAUCGGGCUUCCCACCCGUGCUGGAACUGCCCGGUUUGUAUAUUUGCUUGUUCAGCGAUUGCCCUUGGACUUUAAACCCCAUGCCGAUGUUGUUCUAAAAGCUCUCUCUGGUACUAUUCAAGAUCGCUCACCUGUUGUACGCAAAACGUUUGCUGUCGCCAUUGGACAUACCUGCAAACUGGCCAGUGAUUCGGCUGUUGCGCGUAUUAUCACUUAUUUGAAAAAAGGAUAUCUUGAAAGUGAGGAUGCAACAGACCCAGAGGCCAAAUCAAUUGCGGGAGUAGUUUUUUUGGAAAUGUCACGCACUGCUGGCGAUAAGUUAAAAUCGUUUCACAGUGAUGUUCUUCCUCUGGCUUAUAUUGGGGCACGCGAUGGACACGAUGGUAUCCAUCAAGUUUGGGAAAAUGUAUGGGAAGAAAAUACGGCAGGCGCUUCAGGUGCAGCAAAGCUUUGGGUCAAGGAAAUUCUUGAUUUGUGUCAAACUCUUUUGAAAGAGUCGCCAUCUUGGCCAGUGAAGCGACAGGUGGGUAAAUCUAUAGCAGAUCUAUCCAAAACACUUGGUGAAGGAUUUGAACCUUAUAUGGCACAAACCGUUCCUUUUUUGCUGGAGAAUCUUGCUGGUCGUACGUGGGAUGGCAAAGAAGCUUUAUUGGAAGGACUUGCCAAUGUUGCUGUCGCAGGAAAAGGUUGGUUAAAAACCGACACGGUAGGUAAAGCUCUUGUUUCAGAGUUGGAGACUGUGUUUGUUCGUGAAGCAAAGAAAAACAGCCAAAAAUAUCGCCGUUUAGCAAUCGAAUAUCUGGGCACGGUUUUCGAUGCAUUGGAUAUUGGCAAUUUUGACGAUUUAAUUGACUACUUGAUUGAUGUUGCUACCGAGAGCAAUAAAAACGAUAUGGAUGUGGAUGACGAUCGCGAGAAACCACUUGCCUUGGUUAUUCAAGCCAAUGCAUUUACUGCUAUUGGACAGUGCUUUCCUCGUACUCGUUCCAGUCAAGUUGCACAUACCAAACAGAUUGUGGAGCUGCUAGCCAAGAGUUUAGAAGGAAAUGUCUGGAAUAUUCGAAUGGCGGCUCUUGGAUCUCUUUCCAAAGUGUUUGAAAAAUUACUGAUUGAUCCGAUUCCCAUUGACCUUGCCACCACACAUGUCGUGAUGAAUGGUCUUUUUGUUUCACUUGACGACAGCAAGUAUACUGCCAUUCGCAUUAAAUCGUCGACUGUGAUGCUUGAAGUGAUUCAAAAGCUUAAUGUUCAACUUCCUUUACCAGCAGAACUCAAGGAUAGCAUUGUAUCCAAACUGGAAACGAUUAUCCCCAAAGAAACCGCUGCAGCAGUGGAAUUCACUCUCAAAGAAAUCAGAGGGGUUGUGAGUGGUAUGCCUAUUUAACCAAGGCAUUAUGUGGUUUUAAUAAAGCAGUACGCAGCUACCAAACUCGGAUAUACUCA
Messenger RNA from Batrachochytrium dendrobatidis JAM81, 7034 nucleotides. RefSeq lists its product as uncharacterized. The coding region runs from base 1 to 6975 and encodes 2324 amino acids. Lineage: Eukaryota; Fungi; Chytridiomycota; Chytridiomycetes; Rhizophydiales. Gene Ontology annotation, cellular component: cytoplasm; nucleus. Gene Ontology annotation, molecular function: molecular adaptor activity. The record is from RefSeq and is a predicted model, not a curated record. The transcript is spliced from 20 exons. Gene Ontology annotation, biological process: proteasome assembly.